This is a messenger RNA of Coturnix japonica (Japanese quail), 3415 nucleotides long. RefSeq names its product ataxin 3 (gene ATXN3). Gene Ontology annotation, molecular function: cysteine-type deubiquitinase activity. Gene Ontology annotation, cellular component: nucleus. The record is from RefSeq and is a predicted model, not a curated record. Lineage: Eukaryota; Metazoa; Chordata; Aves; Galliformes; Phasianidae. Gene Ontology annotation, biological process: protein deubiquitination.
CCAGGGGGCGCUGCUGCGGCACGGCGAGGCGAGCCGCGAUUGGCUGCGCGGGUCAUGUGAGGCGGAGGCCGUGCCGUUGAUAAUAAACAUGGAGUCGAUCUUCCACGAGCGGCAAGAAGGCUCAUUAUGUGCUCAACACUGUCUGAAUAAUUUGCUACAAGGAGAGUACUUCAGUCCGGUUGAGCUAUCCUCCAUUGCACAGCAGUUGGAUGAGGAAGAAAGAAUGAGAAUGGCAGAGGGAGGAGUGUCUAGCGAAGAAUAUAGAACAUUUUUACAGCAGCCUUCUGUAAACAUGGAUGACAGUGGAUUCUUCUCAAUUCAAGUUAUAAGCAAUGCCUUGAAAGUUUGGGGUUUAGAACUAAUCCUCUUCAACAGCCCAGAGUAUCAGAGGCUUGGGAUCGACCCUAUAAAUGAAAAAUCAUUUAUUUGUAAUUAUAAGGAACACUGGUUUACAGUUCGAAAGUUAGGAAAACAGGUAUUUAAGGGUAUCCAAGGGAUAAGGCAGAGCAAGUGGUUUAACUUGAACUCUCUCUUGAUGGGUCCAGAACUAAUAUCAGAUACAUAUCUUGCACUUUUCUUGGCGCAAUUACAACAGGAAGGUUAUUCCAUAUUUGUAGUAAAAGGUGACCUGCCAGACUGUGAGGCUGAUCAACUGUUGCAGAUGAUUCGAGUUCAGCAAGUGCAGAGACCAAAACUCAUUGGAGAAGAGACUGCACAAUCAAGAGACCAGAGGCUACCCAGAAGUGAUGUGGACCAAGCAAUAGAAGUUAGCCAUCCUUUUGAUGGGACAAGCAUGUUAGAUGAAGAUGAGGAGAAUUUUCAAAGAGCUCUGGCUCUAAGUAGGCAGGAAAUUGAUAUGGAAGAUGAAGAAGCUGAUCUUCGUAGAGCCAUUCAACUCAGCAUGCAAGGUAGUCGUCAAAGUGAGUUCUCAAACUCGUUACCACAGAAUGCUUCUCAGCCACCACAUACCAGUCAGACAGACUCUCCUUCUUCAGAAGAUCUGCGCAGUAGAAGACAAGCAUAUUUUGAAAAGCAGCAACAACAGCUACAGCAGCAGGAUCUGACCCUGAACCUACAUGAUAAACCAACUAUAAACUCAAGCACUCUGGAAGCUGAUCCAGGAGGUGAUAUGAGUGAGGAAGACAUGCUUCAAGCAGCUAUGAAUAUGUCUCUGGAAUCUGCUAGAAACCACUUGAGUACGGAAGAGAAUAAAUGACAUCAUGAUUUUUUCCCCUCUAUUGUCAAAACACUACGUCUCUGUUACCAUUUUACUGUGUGGAUGUUGCACAAACUGGGUUCAUUUCAGAGUUGUGGAAGCAGGAAUGAAAGGUUGGCUGGAGCUCAUAGUUUUGGGGGAAUCUUCAAAUACCGAAAAAUUGGCGCUAAUCUAAAAAACCACAGCACUCCUACUACAAGAGUAACAGUAUUGAAGUUACUGAAAUUACUCGUCAUCAAACAUACACAUCUAGCAGCUGUAACUUGCAUUUAAAAAAAAAAAUCGUUUUGAAAAAUCCUAUGAAGAACACAAAAGGUGCCAAAAACUGCUGUCAACCAGUUUUUUCCCAUACUAAUACAAAAAUAGAUAGAACUAAUAAAUUGUAUUCAUAGGUUGCUAGAUAUAAGAAAACACUUCAGAUAGGGGAAAAAAUACCCUACAUUCUGUUUAUCUUAGGUAACUUGUUUUAUGAUUCAAUCUUCGAAUGACUUGAUGUCAACUUUUUAGUCCUGCUGGUCUGCUUUUGAAAUGGCCCAUCCUGCAGGAGAAACCUAAAUCUGUAAAUGUAUUGCUUGGCAAUUAAAAUCUCCAGUGUACAGUAGAUCAUGACUUUCACUGAAAGAUUCCAGAGUACUUCUGAUGUUCUAACACUUUUUGGUUUUACUUUUAGUUUUACUUGUAGUUUCCAAGUUCAUGUUUGAGGUAGGAUUUUUGCUUUGCCGUUUUGUCUUUUGGUAAAUAACUUUUUAAUUUCUUUUUAAUGUUAGGUUUGUUGUUUUUUUUUUUUUAUACUCCUUCUGGUUAUACCACUGUUUUUAUCAUAAAAGUAUCACGAUGGGUUAAACAGGUUUUCUUUUAUAUUUCUACUUUGUUAUCUUUUCCUCUUCAAACUCAACCCUUAAUUCUGGCCUUUCAGUAUCAUAGAGCUGUAACUGAGUCUAGGAGAAAGGAAAAUGGGGAAGAUCUGGGUGCCAUAAAAUCAGUGCCACAUCCGUAAGUUGCAUUCCUGCAUUCUGCAAUGACCUCUGUGCAAGUAGCUCUUCUAAGAAUGAAUAUUUAUGUCUGUGUGGGUGCUCCUUCUGAAAUGCUUUUUGACUGUCUGUCAGAAUGUUGUAGCUUUUUCAGGAAUGGCCUUUAUUCAUGCACCUUAAAAUUUUUUAUCAUGCUGUUUCUGAUGCUGAGGAAAAAAAAACAAAGAAAACAGGGAGCAAAGGAUGGGAGAUAGGUUGUUCUAUUCAUUGUAACACAUUUGUUUUGAUACCCAGGAUGAGUGUGUGAUGGGGUGAACGAACUUGACUUCCAACUUAGUGCAAAAAUUGAUGUUUCGUUUUACUAAAUGGUGCUUGAAAUACAAUUCUGUUUACAUAUAAAUUAUAUGGAGAUAUGUUAUAGAUACAGUAUGUAAGCCGUAUUCAAUGCAUUAACAUCACAGGCAUUCUAAGAAUAUCUUUUGAAAAUAAACCCAAAUUUCUUUAUCAAAAUAUCCUAAUGUAGUAUCAUUGCACAAUAGUGACAUUGAAAAUUAGCAUGAACUGGAUGGUAGUUAGUUGAAAGUAUGCAUUCAACAUCAAGUAGUACUCACUUGAAAGGGCUCUUACCUCUCAGUAAAUAUUUGUUUACAGCGAUGGUUUCUUGAUAGGUUAGAGUGUUACAUUAUACAUAUAGUCUGAAUUCUGUUCCCUGAAUUUCCACUGCUGGUAUGUGUAGUAUGACAUGAAUUUUGACAUGACAGCACUACUUUUUAAAAAUUAAGAUUUUGUUUUGUAUAUAAUCCUGUUGUGCACAUGUCAUCUCUGUAAUGUGCUGAAGUAAUACAGCCAAGCAAUGGCAUUGAGAAGUCACAUGUGUGCAAACGCCACUUUGAAAUGCUAUAUUUUUCAGGAUGUAGAUUUCUGAUUGAAGUUUAUAUGAAACUGCAAACAGAAGUAUGUAAAGGAGUGAGUUAUUUCUUUGCUUGUUUGCAAAUUAUCCACAACUUUAAUUUUCCUUCCUUUGUUGUGCCAUAAACUGACCUUGAAACUUCUCUCCUUUUAAUAAAUAGGUUUAGGCUGGCAGAGCUUGUUAAUAUUUACUUGAUACUAAUACUUGAAAUUGAACCUUUUAUUUUCUGUUACAAGAAUAUCAUAAAAAUAUCAUUUCUGUAGCUACAUAAUGUAGCGGUCCUAUAUUUAAACAUUAAAAAAAAUCCCUUGAAUUGCA